Aspergillus pseudotamarii is the source of this 489-nucleotide messenger RNA. RefSeq lists its product as uncharacterized. The record is from RefSeq and is a predicted model, not a curated record. NCBI's taxonomy places the organism in Eukaryota, Fungi, Ascomycota, Eurotiomycetes, Eurotiales, Aspergillaceae. Bases 1 to 489 code for a protein of 162 amino acids. The transcript has a single exon.
AUGAAGACCUUCCUCGCUCUCGGUGCUCUGGUAGCCCUUUUCCAGUCUACCUCAUGUCUCGAACGGGGAGUGUAUCAGAUCAAACCUGGGACUCGAUUCCAUCCUCUGGUUCUGACUGACAUAGGUGAUAUUGGCGACGCACUGGAAUUUACUGCCGCGACUGGCGCUCCUACUCAGGCCUGGUCGUUCACUCCUACUGACGGCAAUACCGAUGAAUUCAUGAUCCAGAACCAUCAAGGUUCCUAUCUCUAUUGUCGUAAAGAGGUGGGCUCUUCUUGCCUUGCCGGCAAGGACCCUCAAACCUUCAUUGCUAGACGCACUCUCUUGGGUACAUAUGAGCUCGUUGCAAAGGACUCUGGUUAUUUCAUACACAGCAAUAGUAGAUGGUUGGAAGUUGCCGAAACGGCCGAUAGCUUCGAAGGGGUGUUUGCCUUGGUCCCGAUAAAUUGGCAUGUCACCCCAAUGUCCCUACUUAAAAACAAUUCAUGA